This is a messenger RNA of Botrytis cinerea B05.10, 1369 nucleotides long. RefSeq lists its product as hypothetical. NCBI's taxonomy places the organism in Eukaryota, Fungi, Ascomycota, Leotiomycetes, Helotiales, Sclerotiniaceae. The transcript has 4 exons. The record is from RefSeq and is a predicted model, not a curated record. Gene Ontology annotation, cellular component: membrane. Bases 375 to 1226 code for a protein of 283 amino acids.
GGUUAGUUGGCGGCUUGCAGUACUUGUUUGAAUUCAUAAAAGUUUCUUAGGUAUACAGAGAUCCAGUGAUCUAUCGGUCAAUAUGGUCAACAAUUGAAGGCACAGCAAUUGCACAGCAUGGACAUUCCAGUCCGACCAAAGGUGGAGCAAUGGAUACCAUGGUUUACCAACAGCCGUAUAUAGUGAGCAUGGUCUUCUAGUCCUCAAGCCAUAAUCCAGGUCAUCUAUCUGCUGAAGUUGAAAUCUAACAGUGCAGAAUUUCUCAUUUGACAAAUUUUCCUUUCGUCAUUCAUUUUUGUGUUUUUAAAAAAAGAGUCACUCAUUUGCACCGUCGCCACUACUUAGUGGCUUUAAUCUAAUCUCACACCUUCAAGAUGUCCGGCCGUGGAGCAUGGAGACCUAUGAACCCGAAGAACAUUACUGUUCGAGCUUCAGUAUGGAUUAUUGGAGCCAUUCCAUUUUUUACGUUCUCAGCUAUGUCGAUUGCCGGAUCUGCGACAACGACGCCAGGGAUGCAGAACGUCUUCAUCGGGCAAAUCGCCAAGGUAGGCACUGAUGGAUCUAAAAUCGGUGGAUUGAGAUUUGGUUACAUGGGUCUUUGUGCUUAUGUGGGGGUGGAAGGAAGCAACGGAGAUACGUUCAAGAACACGAACGGUUUCCAAUGCAUAGGCAAGCAGUAUGAUCAGUCACCAGACGAAAUUGCUGCAACACUUCAUGUCGAUGCAAAUAUCGUACAGUUGGGGCAGAAGUUACAAAACGACAUAUCUAUUUUCAUGCCUAUGGUCUCAUUAUCCUUAUUUCUCUUAGGAUUCCUCAUUGAUACUGGUGCAUGGCUCCUUGCAGGUCUGGGAAAACCUGUUGGCAAAGUCGGUAUGGCAGCCAUGCCAUUUCUGUGGGCGGCUGUUGCUACCAGUCUCGGUGCAGCAUAUACGCUCACUGUCUCCGUCAAUGCAAUCAAUACGGUACUUGGAGAUACAGCUGUAGGAUGUUCUGCAAACGUACAAAUUGAACAAGGGAAAACGCUCGAAGGACUCGAAUGGGCUGCAUUUGCCUUUGCUGUUCUCUUCGCAUUCGGUAUCUAUAUGGUCACUAGAGACACCAUGUAUGGAUUUAAUAUUGCUCCUCGAGCUAGAUCUCGUGGAAGAAGAAUGAACGAUGCGUACCCCGAUGAGUAUUCUGAGGAGCGAUCGUUAAGUUACGAGAGAUCGAGAGAUGAUUAUAACUAGCAAGUUGAUGCACCAACGAUUAUUUAGAUCGAAACCUCGACAUUACUGGCGUAAUAUGAGACCGCAUAUUAGAAGGGGGGCACAGAAGCAUGAUGUGGCGUUUAUGAGAUGUGUAAAUAUUUCUGCUUGGGUGGGUGUUUUCA